AUGACACCUUUAAAUAAAUCUUAUCAUUCUGAGUUACUUCUACCAAUAGAAGCAGAUUUUGCGUCUUCAAAUGCAGAUAGUAGACAACCAAUUGGAUUUCAUUGGAAUGAGCGCAUUGACUUUAAAAAAUACGAAAGCUAG
Entrophospora sp. SA101 is the source of this 141-nucleotide messenger RNA. The record is from the annotation of a GenBank genome assembly. NCBI's taxonomy places the organism in Eukaryota, Fungi, Glomeromycota, Glomeromycetes, Entrophosporales, Entrophosporaceae.